AUGGCUCGCAUCUUUCUGACUGGCGCCUCCGGCUACAUUGGCGGGGAUGUUCUCCACCUCCUUAAGACUAGUCACCCAGAAUACGAGUGCAGUAUCUUACUACGUGAUAGUGGCAAGGCAGCUGCUAUCUCCAAGGUAUUCCCCGAUGUUCGUGUCGUGCUGGGUGACCUCGAUGCCGCCACUUUGAUUGAAGAAGAGGCUGCCAAAGCGGAUGUGGUUAUCAAUGCCGCUAGUAAUAAGAACAUGACUUGCGUGGAAGCCAUUGCCCGUGGUCUCAACAAGCGCAGCGGUGCUAAGCCCGGCCACUGGAUCCAGGUCUCUGGUGCAAGUGUUAUUUCAGUUCCCGAUAUUCUGGCUGGCACCUUUGGCGAGGGCUCCAGCAAGAAUUACGGUGAUGUCGAGAAUGCCGAAGAAGUCCGCGAUAUCAUCAGCAAGAACGCAGGCAUGCGGGUUGUAGACAACCACCUUCUGAACAAGGUGACCGGCCCUCAGACUGCCAUCAUCUUCCCGCCUAUUAUCUACGGAGAGGGCCGAGGUGUCACCAAGCAGCGCAGUGUACAGAUCCCCGAGCUUUCACGGGUGGCAAUCGAGACGCGACAAGUCGUUCAGGUGGGCAAGGGAGAGAGUACCUGGAGCAACAUUCACAUUGCCGAUCUCAGUGAUUUGUUUGUCAAGCUGGUUGAGAAGGCCGUCCAAGGCUCGGAAGAGGCGUUGUGGAAUCAAAACGGACUUUAUUUCGUUGGAAACAGCAUGCUGUCCUUCGGCAAGAUCUCACAGCUCGUCGCGGAGGCCGCGCACAGUCUUGGCUUGACUGACACAACGACUGUCAAAAGUCUCAGUGCUGACGAGGCGGAUAAGCUAUGGGCGCCUGCUAGAAUAUUCUGGGGUACCAACGCGCGCAUGGAAGGCCAACGAGCCUCGCGCCUGUUGGGAUGGUCUCCACAAAAACACUCAGUCGAGCAGGAGAUUCCGACAACCGUCAAGGUGGAGGCCACUCGACUAGGCAAGUUGUGA
Penicillium manginii is the source of this 1014-nucleotide messenger RNA. RefSeq lists its product as uncharacterized. The transcript has 5 exons. The record is from RefSeq and is a predicted model, not a curated record. Lineage: Eukaryota; Fungi; Ascomycota; Eurotiomycetes; Eurotiales; Aspergillaceae. The coding region runs from base 1 to 1014 and encodes 337 amino acids.